AUGAUAGCUAUUGAUCUUAAGUUUGAACAUUUGCAAUGGCAGUAUCAAAUCUCCACUACUUUUUUCAUAUUUGUGAUUUUACCUGCUUUAUAUUACAUUUAUGCUAAAUACAUAUCGAAGAGUCCUAAUAGAUACAAUAAGCUUGAAGCUCCAGUCAAGUUCAAGUUUCCAAUCCCCGAUGAGGCAAAACCACAUUGGAAAGGGAAAAGACUCUAUCCACCAAACCUUGGUAUUCAAGUUCCUAAUGAACCUAAUAAAAUCCAAAGCUACUGUCCUGCAACUGGACAGUACUUAGGUACAUUCGCCACCACUUCUAAAGAUGAAAUGAAUCUUAGGAUUCAACGUGCUAAAGCUGCACAAAAAAGUUGGGCCCAUUCUUCAUUUCUGUUAAGAAGACAAGUUUUACAGACAUUGAGUAGAUUUAUCAUUGAUCACCAAGAAGAUAUCGCAAGGGUUGCGUGCCGUGAUAGUGGUAAAACAAAAUUAGAUGCCUCAAUGGGUGAAAUUAUGGUGACUUUAGAAAAAUUGAAUUGGAUCAUUGCCCAUGGUGAAAGAACUUUACGUCCUUCAACAAGACCUGGCCCAUCCAAUUUGAUUAUAGGUUUAAUGAAAUCCGGUGAAGUUAGAUAUGAGCCAUUGGGUGUUGUUGCAGCUUUGGUUUCUUGGAACUAUCCUUUUCAUAAUCUUCUUGGUCCUAUCAUUGCUGCAAUUUUCACGGGUAAUGCGAUUGUUGUGAAAUGUUCAGAACAAGUUGUUUGGUCUUCUAUUUGGUUUGUUGACUUGGUUAAAGCCAUUUUGAAGCUGUUAGAUAUCGAUGAAGAUUUGAUUCAAUUGGUCUACUGUUUCCCUAAUGAUGCUGAUUAUUUCACUUCUCAUCCGGAUCUCAAUCAUAUAACUUUUAUUGGAUCCAAACCAGUUGCUCAUAAAGUUGUUGAAAAUGCUGCAAAACAAUUGACUCCUUGCGUCGUUGAACUAGGAGGUAAAGAUUCGGUAAUUGUAUUAGAUGAUGUUGCUGACUUCAAUGCAUUAUCGUCUGUUAUUAUGAGAGGGACUUUUCAAAGUGCUGGUCAAAAUUGUAUUGGUAUUGAAAGAGUGAUUUGCUUACCUAAAGCAUAUGAGGCUCUUGUUGAUAUUUUAAGCAAGAGAAUAAAGGAUUUACGUGUUGGAUCCAACAUAGAUCAGUUGGAUGAAAUCGAUAUGGGUGCUAUGAUUUCUGAUAAUAGGUUUUCCCAAUUGGAAAACUUUAUUCAAGAUGCGGUUGCAAAAGGUGCCCGUCUUGUUAGUGGUGGUAAACGAUACCAACACCCGAAUUAUCCUCAAGGUCAUUAUUUUGAACCGACUUUAUUAGUCGAUGUUACACCUGAAAUGGAUAUUUCUUGUAACGAAGUGUUUGGACCCGUUUUGACCAUGAUUAAAGCAAAUUCUAUCGAUGAAGCCGUUGAAAUUUCAAAUGGUACCGAAUUUGGAUUGGGUAAUUCAAUCUUUGGUAAAGAUUUCAAAACUUGUAAUGAAAUAGCCAAUAGAUUAGAAAGUGGAAGUGUUGCGAUUAAUGAUUUUGCUACCUUUUAUGUUGCUCAAUUACCCUUUGGUGGGGUCAAGAAAUCAGGUUAUGGUAAAUUUGGCGGUGAAGAAGGUCUCACUGGGUUAUGUAAUGCUAAAUCAGUAGUCAUGGAUAAACCAUUAUUAAGAGCUUUAGGGAUAGCAACUGCUAUUCCUCCACCUCUUGAUUACCCAAUUCCUAAUGAUAAGCAAGCUUGGAACUUCGUGCAUAGUUUGAACAAGGCUGGUUAUGAUAACAGAGUAUGGGAAAUCGUCAAAUCAUUCAAAAAAUUAGCUAGUGGAGGUGCUUAG
Messenger RNA from Hyphopichia burtonii NRRL Y-1933, 1851 nucleotides. RefSeq names its product meiotic recombination directing protein (gene MSC7). Gene Ontology annotation, molecular function: aldehyde dehydrogenase (NAD+) activity. NCBI's taxonomy places the organism in Eukaryota, Fungi, Ascomycota, Pichiomycetes, Serinales, Debaryomycetaceae. The coding region runs from base 1 to 1851 and encodes 616 amino acids. The transcript has a single exon. The record is from RefSeq and is a predicted model, not a curated record.